CGACGGUCUUCAUCUCCAGGUACGGAUUUCCCUACGCUUCUGAUCCAUUUUUCCUCCAUUAUCACUUCCACUUCUCUCUACUCUACUCUCUGCUUCAGGUCGACUAUGGUCGGUCGGAUCGGGAUCCAAUAUCCACCCCCUAUAUAACCCCUUCAUGCUCCACUCUCUCUCCUUUCUUUUCACUAUUUUUUUCAACUUUUUCGAUAGCGAUCGGGGACAAAAGUUCACUCAUGGCGAUGUUUCAGAACAACCACUGGUUUUCUGAGCUCGGUUAGUUAGGGUUUUGCUUUUUAGCUAUGGGAGGGGGGAUUUUUAGCUUUGGAAUAAUGCAUGUGAAGGUUAGGUGUUUUAGACUUUGGAGGAAGCGAUUGAGCUGAUAAUUAAAAGGAGUGAAUGUUGAUUCAGCAGUUUUUAGGGGUUUAGGAUUCGACGAUCGUUAAGCCCCGAGAAGCUGCUGCACUGAGGAUUCGUUUAGCUCAUGCUUAUGAAAUUAGUUAAUUAAUAAUACACAUAUUUAUAUAAUAAGUUAAGAUUUAGAUAAAAUAAUAUGAAGCUUUCAACAUCAGGGUCUGGUCAGCAGCCUCAAGAAGGAGAAAAGAAAAGCUUGAAUUCGGAGCUAUGGCAUGCUUGUGCAGGCCCUCUUGUUUCCCUACCGACAGUAGGCUCCCGUGUAAUUUAUUUCCCUCAGGGUCAUAGUGAACAGGUUGCUGCAACUACAAAUAAAGAAAUCGAUUCUCACAUUCCCAACUACCCAAGCCUUCCUCCUCAAUUGAUCUGCCAACUCCACAAUGUCACAAUGCAUGCAGAUGUUGAGACAGAUGAAGUGUAUGCUCAAAUGACAUUGCAGCCAUUGACACCCCAAGAGCAGAAGGAUACAUUUCUUCCUGUUGAGUUGGGAAUUCCAAGUAGACAACCAACUAAUUACUUCUGCAAGACAUUAACAGCUAGUGACACAAGCACCCAUGGUGGCUUCUCUGUUCCUAGACGUGCUGCUGAAAAAGUUUUCCCUCCACUUGAUUUCUCUCAACAACCACCUGCUCAAGAACUUAUUGCAAGAGAUCUCCAUGAUGUUGAGUGGAAGUUCAGACACAUUUUCAGGGGGCAGCCGAAACGCCAUCUUCUCACUACAGGGUGGAGUGUGUUUGUCAGUGCAAAAAGACUCGUUGCAGGAGACUCUGUUCUUUUCAUCUGGAAUGAGAAAAAUCAGCUUCUUUUGGGAAUCAGGAGAGCAAGUCGACCACAAACUGUGAUGCCAUCAUCUGUUCUAUCAAGUGACAGUAUGCAUAUCGGGCUUCUUGCAGCUGCAGCUCAUGCAGCUGCAACCAACAGUUGCUUCACAAUCUUCUAUAAUCCAAGGGCUAGUCCUUCGGAAUUUGUGAUUCCCCUUUCGAAAUAUGUGAAAGCUGUGUAUCAUACGCGUGUUUCUGUUGGGAUGCGUUUCCGUAUGCUGUUUGAAACUGAAGAAUCAAGUGUCCGCAGAUACAUGGGGACAAUUACUGGCAUUGGUGAUUUAGAUCCUACUCGUUGGCCCAAUUCUCAUUGGCGAUCUGUCAAGGUUGGAUGGGAUGAAUCAACAGCAGGGGAAAGGCAGCCACGUGUGUCAUUAUGGGAAAUCGAACCAUUAACAACUUUUCCCAUGUAUCCAUCUUUGUUUCCUCUUCGGUUGAAAAGACCAUGGUACCCUGGAGCUUCAUCUUUUCAAGGAGACAGCAGAGAUGAUGCAGUCAAUGGAAUGGCAUGGUUGAGAGGGGAAACAGCAGGGUUACAGGGUGUAGGAAGUGGCGAUGCUUUGAAACAACAACUCUUACAAUUUCAACAGCCUGUUCAAUACCUUCAACACUCCACCACCCCAAUAACUCAUCAGUCAAUGUCAAUCAUCCCACAGCAAAGGGUAGAUCCGUCAUUUCUUCAUAGUCAUGGUCAAAUGUUGGAGAAUUUAACACGGUCAACUCAGAACCAAGAGAGUCAACAACAUCAGCAAAAUCCAUACACGGAGACGUACAACAUGAUGCAAUCGAGUAUUCCCUCUCCUUCGUUUCCAAAGACAGACUUCAUGGAUCCCAAAUUCACUUCCAAUAUCGCCCCUCAAACCACCAUGUUAGUCUCCGAUCCAAAUUUUUCAAGAACCGGUCAAGGUCAAAGUCAAACACAAUCGUGGGUAUCGAAAUUUGGUCAACCACAAGUCAACACUUGUUCGACUUCACCCUUUCAAGGGAAAGACGGAGGUAGUUCGAAUUCCAUUGAUCAGGAAUCUUCAAGUUUGGAUGCGACACAAAAUCAGAAUUUAUUCAAUCAAAUUAACAUCGAUUCAUCCGGGCUUCUACUUCCAACAAUCGACACCACCGAUUUGUCCCCAAUGCCUUACUACAUGCAAGACUCUUCCGAGUUGUUAACACCUACAGGAGGAGGAGGAGGAGGAGGACAAAUCGACCAAACUACCCCUAAUCGCAACCGGACAUUUGUGAAGGUUUAUAAAUCGGGGUGUGUAGGGAGGUCAUUGGACAUGAGCCGAUUCAACAGCUACCAUGAGCUGCGUGAGGAAUUGGGUGAAAUGUUUGGGAUCGAGGGUUUGCUUGAAGACCCUCAAAGAUCAGGCUGGCAGCUUGUAUUCGUUGACAGGGAGAAUGAUGUUCUUCUCCUUGGAGACGACCCUUGGGAGGCAUUUGUAAAUAGUGUCUGGUAUAUCAAGAUACUAUCUCCUGAGGAUGUGCAACAACUCGGGAAGCAAGAAGUGGAAUCUUUAGGAGGAGGCCAAAACUCGGGUGAAAGGAUCCACAGAGACCAUCUGUCUCUUUCGGGACUUCCUCCAUCGAUGGGGUCAGGGUCACUUGAUUUUUGAUCAAAAAGGAAAAAAAGAAACCGUGGCUUGUUUUGGUCUCUUUUGAGUUGAUGCGUUUAGUAGGUAUUGUCUUUAGCUCGCUCUCUGAAUACUUGUGGUAAUAAUUCCAAGUUUAGAACACAAUCUUUGACUUAUUAUGAGUGGUUGACUAUUAUGGAAUUGUAAUUUGACCAUACAUUUAUCGUGUGCUCUAUUUCUGUUUUCUUUUCCUUCUCAUUUUUGGAAUUGUAUUCAUCAGUUGUUAGCUUAGCAAAAUGUUGGAAGAUAAUUUUGUUUAAGUAAAAUAUUAUUGACAAAAGGUGGUAACGGAAAUAUAAAUUUUGUUCUUGAAUUCAACCUUUUUAGGGUUUUAGCAAUGAGGAGAAGCAAGGUUCAAACAGUGGACUAAAUAGGAGACGAGAGUGGAAUCUUUGCAAAUAACAUUUUUUUAAAUAAAUCCCUAAGGUUUCAUAAUUUUCUUUUAGUUGCCCUUGUUUGUCAAUCAACAAAA
Lactuca saligna is the source of this 3329-nucleotide messenger RNA. The record is from the annotation of a GenBank genome assembly. Lineage: Eukaryota; Viridiplantae; Streptophyta; Magnoliopsida; Asterales; Asteraceae.